AUGCCACCUGCCGCGAUUCGCGACUCGGCCAUGGUCAAUGGAAUAAGCACAAACGGUCACUUGCAUGUCAACGGCAAUGGCGUCACCAACGGCGGCUCUCAUGCCGCCAUGUCGAAUCGCGCGAGCCCUUUGCGCAAACAGUCCAGCCCCAUGGCCCCUGCUUUCAUGGUCUCGGCCCCCGGCAAGGUCGUCUUCUUUGGCGAGCACUCUGUCGUCUACGGCAAGCCUGCCAUUGCUGCUGCCAUUUCUCUCCGAUCCUAUCUUCACGUCACCACACUCUCCAAAUCACGACGGACCGUUUCUCUGCGAUUCCCCGACAUUGACCUGAUCCACACGUGGAACAUUGACGAUCUGCCCUGGAGCAUCUUCCACCGCGCCGACAAGAAAAAGUCAUAUUAUUCUCUCGUUACGGAGCUAGACCCCGAGCUCAUCGACGCCCUCCAGCCCCAUCUAGACGUCGUCUCGCUCGACCACCCAGAAGAGACUCGCAAAGUCCAUAAGAACACCGCCUCUGCCUUCCUCUAUCUCUUCCUCUCGCUCGGCAUGCCCUCAUUUCAUGGGUGCCUAUACACUCUGCGCUCCACCAUUCCCAUUGGCGCUGGUCUCGGAAGCAGCGCCUCCAUCUCCGUCUGCAUGUCCGCCGCCCUGCUGCUCCAGCUGCGAACCCUCUCCGGCCCCCAUCCCGACCAACCCCAUGAAGAAGCUCGCCUACAGGUUGAGCGAAUCAACCGAUGGGCCUUUGUCUCCGAAAUGUGCAUUCACGGCAAUCCAUCUGGUGUCGACAACACUGUCGCCACGCAGGGCAAGGCAGUCGUCUUUCAACGCACUGAUGAUGCUCAGCCCCCGGCUGUCCGUCCUCUCUGGGACUUUCCCGAGUUGCCUCUCCUUCUAGUGGAUACCAAACAGCCCAAGUCUACCGCCUACGAAGUCGCCAAGGUUCGCAAGCUCAGAGAUGCUCACCCCAAGUUGGUGAAUUCCAUUCUCGAUGCCAUGGACCGUGUCACGCUGUCUGCUAGUGAAGUCAUUGACCAUGAGGAUUUUGACGAGAAGAAGGAAGAGUCUUUGCAAAAGGUUGGCGAGCUGAUGAACAUUAAUCACGGCCUUUUGGUGUCGCUUGGCGUCUCUCACCCGCGCCUGGAGCGUGUACGAGAGCUGAUUGACCACGAAGGCAUUGGCUGGACCAAGCUCACUGGUGCUGGCGGUGGUGGAUGCUCUAUUACUCUGCUGCGACCCGGUGUAGACAGGGCCAAGGUUGUCAAAAUGGAGAAGCGCAUGGAGGAUGACAACUAUGCCAUGUUUGAGACGACGCUCGGCGGUGAUGGUGUUGGUGUUCUUUGGCCCGCUGUUCUCAAAAAUGGCACAGAAGAAGAUGAAGAGGGUGGCAUGGAGAUUGAUCUUGAAAAGUUCCUCAGCGCCGAAGACAACGACGGUGUCGAGAAGCUCGUGGGCGUGCACGGCGGCGGCCUCGAGCGUGAAGGCUGGAAGUUUUGGCGCAUGGAGAGCAGAUGA
This is a messenger RNA of Beauveria bassiana ARSEF 2860, 1509 nucleotides long. RefSeq names its product mevalonate kinase. Gene Ontology annotation, molecular function: ATP binding; mevalonate kinase activity. The coding region runs from base 1 to 1509 and encodes 502 amino acids. Gene Ontology annotation, cellular component: cytoplasm. The transcript has 2 exons. Gene Ontology annotation, biological process: isoprenoid biosynthetic process; ergosterol biosynthetic process. The record is from RefSeq and is a predicted model, not a curated record. NCBI's taxonomy places the organism in Eukaryota, Fungi, Ascomycota, Sordariomycetes, Hypocreales, Cordycipitaceae.